UAGUGUGUUGGUAUUAUGCACAGUCUUCUGGAAGGAUGUCAAAACCGUUGCUUAUGAUUGCUAGUAACAUACGUAUACUUGAAUCAGUGAGGCAGCAGUAUAAAAAAACUCAUGACUUGUUGUCUUCUCAGUAUUCUUAUGAGCUUCUUCUGCAAUUUCUGCAUAAGUCUCAAUCUACCACUGUACUUGGUAUUAUCAAUGAGCAUAUCAACUUUCAAGUUUCUCCUGGACAGCCCAACUCAAUUUCUGAUGAUGCGGAGGCUGUUACAUUGACUGGCAGCAGCCAGGAUGCAGUCAGUCAGAUUAAUCAGAAGGAAAUACAUUGGGGGUUGCUGGAAGACUCUUUGGAAGAACGCUUGGAAAAGACUGGGGGUUUGCUUUCUGAUUCUGAAAAGGCAGAAGGAGAAACUAAAGAGUCGGAGUGGGAGGAAAAUAAGAAAAGAUCAGCAGAAGGAGGAAAGCAGGGCUCAUCAGUUAAAAAGCUGAAAAAAGACAAGGCAACGGGAGCAACAGGGAAAGCCACUCGUCCUGAGACAAACAUUGUAACUAUGGCACCAAGAGUCAAACCAGAGCUUCCUUUGCCUACAAUUUCAGUCGAGGUUGAGCAGUCUAUACUUGAUCACAGUAGAUUUUGUAACAAGAAAACAGAGACAUAUCUUUCCAUGAAAAGAAUCUGGACUUGAGGCUGGAUCUGUGCACCA
This is a messenger RNA of Humulus lupulus (European hop), 701 nucleotides long. Its product is annotated as transcription initiation factor TFIID subunit 5-like. Gene Ontology annotation, molecular function: RNA polymerase II general transcription initiation factor activity. The record is from RefSeq and is a predicted model, not a curated record. The transcript has 6 exons. Gene Ontology annotation, cellular component: transcription factor TFIID complex. Gene Ontology annotation, biological process: transcription initiation at RNA polymerase II promoter. The coding region runs from base 36 to 683 and encodes 215 amino acids. NCBI's taxonomy places the organism in Eukaryota, Viridiplantae, Streptophyta, Magnoliopsida, Rosales, Cannabaceae.